AUGCUUGCAAAAUUUGAUCCUGUGAUGCAAAAGCAUUUAGCACUUGCUGACACUUCAGACCAUUAUUGCGGGAAAAAUAUUCAAAAUGAGUUAAUAGAUUUAAUGUCUCAAAAGGUUAAUGAUGAAAUAAUAAACCGAGUCUUGAAAGCCGUUUACUAUUCAAUUAUUGCUGAUUGUACACCUGAUAUUUCUAGAAAAGAACAACUUUCUCUUACUAUUCGAAUUGUUGACUUGUCAUUAGACAUUAGAGUGGAAAUUAAAGAGUACUUUUUAGGAUUCUUUUCUGUUUCUGAUUCUACAGGCUUAGGACUUACUGAGGUUUUAAUCGAGUUGCUAACUAAGCAUGGACUUGAAAUCUCUAACUGCAGAGGUCAAGGGUAUGAUAAUGGAUCAAAUAUGAAAGGAAAGAUUAAUGGUGUACAAAAAAGGAUUUUAAAUCUGAAUCCUUUAGCAUUAUAUGUUCCUUGCGGCAACCAUAGCUUAAAUUUGAAACUCUGUGACACGCGGUGGGAAGCAAAAAUAAGUAGUGUUAAAGCCGUUCGUUAUCAAGUUGGUGAUGUACAUGACGCUUUGAUAGCAUUGUCAGAAAUUGAAGGAUGUAAUCCUGAAACUGCACAUGAAGCGAUAACUCUAGGAGAGCAAUUAAAAGAUUUUAGCUUUCUUGUCUCUUUAAUUGUCUGGUAUGACGUUCUUUUUCAAGUCAAUAUUGUUAAAAACUAUAGAAAAUGUGGUUUUAAAGAUGCAAUUAUAAAAGCAAAGGAUUUGGCUUUAGAAUUACAAGUGGAGCCUGCUUUUAAACCACUUAAAAGAAUAAUACGAGUGAAACGCCAUUUUGACGAACCAGCCCAAGAUGGGAUUUAUUUAUUUUCUCCUGAAAAAAAAUUAGAAAUCGAUUUCUUCAAUCCUCUUUUAGACACAUCUUUAAUUUCAAUAAGAGAAAGAUUUAUACAGUUGGAGAAUUAUUCCGAAGUUUGGGGUUUUUUGUAUAAUGUCGAUAGUUUGCAAAAAAGAGAAGAAAUUCUAAAAUCGGACAAUAAUGGUGUUCUCCUUUGCGAUGAACUGAUAAGCAUUAAACCUUUUCUUUCUGAAAUGAUCAAGGAUAAAAUUACUCCUAUUAUUGUUUUAAACUUUAUAAAACAGCACAAAAUGCAAGAUUUGUAUCCAAACACAUGGAUUGCAAUGCGAAUUUUGCUAACAAUACCUGUCACUGUAGCGAGUGGAGAAAAAAGCUUUUCCAAAAUGAAACUAAUAAAAACCUAUCUGCGGUCAACAAUGCCGCAGGAUAGACUUUCAAGUUUAGGAACCCUAUCGAUUGAAAAGAAUAUUGCAGAAAAUCUUGAUUUUUCAACCCUAAUCAAAGAUUUUGGUGAUAAGAAGGCUCGUAAGAUUAAUGUAAAAAAUUAA
Hydra vulgaris (swiftwater hydra) is the source of this 1404-nucleotide messenger RNA. RefSeq lists its product as uncharacterized. The record is from RefSeq and is a predicted model, not a curated record. Lineage: Eukaryota; Metazoa; Cnidaria; Hydrozoa; Anthoathecata; Hydridae. Gene Ontology annotation, molecular function: protein dimerization activity.